Trifolium pratense (red clover) is the source of this 378-nucleotide messenger RNA. RefSeq lists its product as uncharacterized. NCBI's taxonomy places the organism in Eukaryota, Viridiplantae, Streptophyta, Magnoliopsida, Fabales, Fabaceae. The record is from RefSeq and is a predicted model, not a curated record. The coding region runs from base 1 to 378 and encodes 125 amino acids. The transcript has a single exon.
AUGGCUGAGGAAUUUUUUGAAUCCGAGGUUGUUUUUUCCGACCAGAUUCAAUCUGGAGCUGAAGAAAAGGAGUUGGUGAUGAUGAAGAAGGUGGAAACUGAAGCUGAAGCUGAAGCUGAUCAUCAUCAGGCUUCUGAGAAGAAGAAGAUGGUGGUGAAGUCGAAGCCGAUGAACAUCCCAGAAGGGAUGUUCAAGAGACUCGACAAUGGCUACGAAGAUGAAGAGGAGAUGGUGCCACCGCACGUGAUUAUGGCGCGGAGGCUAGCUGAGAAAAUGACGUAUUCGAUGUGUUAUGGGAAUGGAAGGACUUUGAAGGGAAGAGAUUUGAGCAGAGUUAGGAAUUCGGUUCUUAGGAUGACCGGUUUUAUUGAGGUCUGA